AUGUCUGGCUCCUCCAGCGUCGCCCCUAUGAAGAAAGUGGUUCAACAGCUCUGGCUGGAGGCGGGGCUCAACCGCGUAAAAGUUUCCCAGGCAGCUGCAGACUUGAAACAAUUCUGUCUGCAGAAUGCUCAACAUGACCCUCCACUGACUCGGGUAUCUUCAAGUACAAAUCCCUUCAGACCCCAGAAAGUCUCUUGCCUGGAGCAGGGGGAACUCUGCGGCGGUCCUUUACCCACGCAAGCGGCCACACACUACACACUAACUAAACAUACCCGGAACGUGCAGCAGUGA
Messenger RNA from Saimiri boliviensis boliviensis (Bolivian squirrel monkey), 291 nucleotides. NCBI's taxonomy places the organism in Eukaryota, Metazoa, Chordata, Mammalia, Primates, Cebidae. The record is from RefSeq and is a predicted model, not a curated record.